CCCGUCUCCCCGUACCCCCGGCAAACUCCCCCAAAAAAUCCCGAUUCCCAAAAAAGUUCAACGGCGGUCGGUCGGUCCCCGGUCCACACACACAGUCCCUUGGUUCCUCUCCACACACCAAGCAGUCCAUGUCCAGGACCCUCCUUGUGGACACCCAUACACCCCCCCGGACAUUAUUCAUCCCUCCUUGCUCACUUGAUUUCCUGUUCCUGUCCAACUUUCUUGUCGGUCUCCAGUUGUGACGCGACCACGCUUUCCUUUUUGCAACCACUUCGACCUCGUUCGGUUCGGCCACUCCUUCGAUAGAAACAACCGAGAUCAACUGACCGACGACGACGACGACGACGACGACGACGACGACGACUUGUACGGACGGCAGUAAAAAGACGGGACACACCAGAGAGACCGCCUGUCGAUGCCCCGCCUACGCCUACAGCACCGUCCUCGAUAGCGCCCACCCCCCCUAUCCCUAGCCCGUUGGUUCGUUCCUAGGUAGCUCCGCCAGGCCGCGUGUACCUCGAUCCGCAACAUUUUAUGCUCUGCCGGUCCCGUCUCUCCGCUCACCACCACUCCCGACUUUGCCUUAUCCGUCUCAGCUCUUUUAAUCUCCGGCCGUAAUUCUUUCUUCUUCAUCUUCCAUUUUAUCCUGUUUGGUUUCUGUCUCUGGCCUCACGUUUUGCUGGUUUGGCACACGGCAUCGGACACAUCCAUACCCCGGGAAUCCGAAACAAGCCUGACGACGCCGCUGUCUUGUGCUUCCGAACCUACAUACAUCGGAGCUGGUCACCACAUUACCGUUCUAGCUUCCAGACACACCAACACCGCCUCUUAAUACUUAGUAGAACCAGCCACUUGCGUCUCUGGACGUUCAUCCCUCACGAUGAGCGCUCAGAGCAAGAAGAACAUCAAAUGGGUCGAGGGCCUCCGCGGCAUCACCUCGGCCCUCGUUAUCUCGACACAUCUUGCCCGAGCGCUGGACUUCCCACUCUUCUGGCCGGCCGAUGAAAAGGACGGGCCCCCGAGGUUGCUGCAAAUUCCAUACCUCCGAAUUCCCUGGCAGGGCCGUCUCGGCGUUCCCAUCUUCGCCUUCCUUACCGGCUUCGUCUGCGCCGCCAAGCCCUUGAAGCUCGCAUACCAACAAGGGAACCAGUCGGCCUCCCUCAUGACCGUCGCCCGGUCCGCCUUCCGACGACCCCCCAGGCUGGUCCUUCCGGCCGUCAUCGCCACCCUCAUCAGCUUCGUGCUCUCCAUCUUGGGCGCCUACACAGCCUCCAACCGUUGCGACAGCUUUUGGGUUCGCUUCGACGCCCCCGAUCCCCUACCUCUGGGCGCCAACUUUCGCCGGCUGUUUAGAGCCCUGCUGGAUACUUGGACCACUACCGAGAAUGUUUACGACAGACAUCAGUGGGCUAUGCGCCCCUUGCUGAUUGGAGCCUUCCAGGUCUACAUUGUCCUCGCCGCCACCAUUGGCAUGCGCUUCCGCUACCGCAUCCUCGUCCACAUCCUCUUGGUCGCCUACUGGUUGUUGAACACUGGACCCUUGACUGAAACCUUUGGCGCCAACCUCGCCCUCGGCACCCUUCUCGCCGAGCUCUCCCAGCACCGUCCCACCCAGAACUUUAUUGCCAAGUACCAGCGCAUCCUUUCGUACGUCAUCGUGCCCAUCCUCCUCCUCAUCGGUGGCUAUGUCGGUUCCUACCCGCACGAGCACGAGGACUGGGCUCCCUGGUCUCUGCGCCUGCACAAGUUCCUUGUCGAUCCUGCCGGUGACGGCUCGCGCGGCUCCUUCAUUGUGCCUAGGGGGUCCAAUGCCGGUCGCCGCACCAGCGCCUUCAUGAUUCAAUGCGUUGCCGUCUCCAUCUUUUUGUCGCCUAGCCUGCAGAACCUCCUCUCGCACCGCCUGCUCCUCUGGCUCGGCCACCACUCCUUUGCCGUCUACCUCACCCACGGCACCAUUCUUAGAACGUUGGGCAUGUGGAUCGUCUAUGGUAUCUCGGGCCAGCCUUGGGUGGACCCCGGAAGAAACGAGGAUGGCUCGCCCAAGGAACCCAACUGGUUGCACCCCAAGAGCCGGGGCCACAAGGUGGCUUCGAUUAUCAUUUUCACGGCAGUCACGUACGUUGCUGCGUGGGCGUGGAUGAAGUGGGUGGAUACCGCGUGCGCCAGGGCGACGCAGUGGCUGGAAAAGAAGGUGUUUGAUGAUGAUGAGGGGGCUGAGGGAGGAAAGGCCGGUCUGGCGGAGAAGGGGUAUGCGAAUGGCGGACCGAGUAGGGAGCACGCGCAGCCUUUGUUGAACGGCGGAGAGGCGAGAGUGCCUCCUCCUUAGCCCGUAUGAGAACAUGGCUUGAGUUUUAGAUGCGUAUGUAUCCGUCUGCACAGUCAGAGGAGGUUGAAGGCAUGUUUUGGAUAUUCUACAUGAUUGAUGCGGAGGUUCCCAUUGGCUUGGGUCCAUUGGGUGAAGAAUCUGGGUGGAAAGCCGACAUGGAGAGGAGCCCACGCAGUUGGUGGGCUUGAAGGGAAAGCUGAAGUCAAUCGUCGACAAGACACCGCUCGGCAUUCGGCACUCCACAUUCGGCAGGGAGUAGUAGAUAAAGAGAAUAUCUACAUCACGUACCCGAACCCACGCAGCCAACCAGCCAGCCAUACCCGCCCAGCGGUCACGCAUCAUCAUCAUCAUCAUCAUCAUCAUCAUACUAAGAAAUAGAGCAUGGCGGACAUGAACGAGGCCUACCGAUCAUGUAUCAUUUCAAUUUUUUUUACUUUUUUAUUUUGUGUUUCUCAUCAUCUUCCUUUUGUGCUGUUGUCUACAUAGAAUAUAAUCCCUGUGUCGGGAGUUAGUUGCAUUAACAUCAUAUAUACCCAGCUAGCCAGCCAUCCAUAUUAUUCCGGGGCGACCCCAGAUGUCGGUCGGUCGCUGUUGGGGGGAGAGCGGGGGAUAUAUUGUUGGAUAGGUUUAUUCAAGUUGGAUGGAUGGACAGAGGGAGGGAGCAGGCAUGCAUGGAGGAGGAGGAGGAGGAGGAGGAGGA
Messenger RNA from Neurospora crassa OR74A, 3026 nucleotides. RefSeq lists its product as hypothetical. Gene Ontology annotation, biological process: polysaccharide biosynthetic process. Gene Ontology annotation, cellular component: membrane. The transcript has 3 exons. Bases 881 to 2326 code for a protein of 481 amino acids. NCBI's taxonomy places the organism in Eukaryota, Fungi, Ascomycota, Sordariomycetes, Sordariales, Sordariaceae. Gene Ontology annotation, molecular function: acyltransferase activity, transferring groups other than amino-acyl groups. The record is from RefSeq and is a predicted model, not a curated record.